AGUAAAUCGAAAAAAGAUAACAGAGGAAAAAGAUCUGAUCCCCUUUUUGUAAUCUAACUUCAAUCGCCGAUGCCCGUUCGGUUCCCAGCGACAUCUCCGUCUCAUCCCCUUCUUUCUUUGGUUUUGUCUUCUGUGGAGCAAUUUCUCAGAGCUUUCAAGGGUUCUGUAUGAUGCUUUGGAAGCACUAUUUCGUAGAUUGCUGCAUUAGAGUGGAGUUAGGUACUGAGAUCCUCACUCCUCAAUCGGCAAGAAAUGACAAUUGACAAUGGGAAGCUUCCCGAGAGAAGCGAAACUUCGACCUCUGAUGCAGCUGCCACCGAUGGGAGAUGCGAGGGGUUUCAGAGGCAACGGCCAUUCCAUGGGAGGGUUACUGGACCCACACGCCGCUCCACGAAAGGACAAUGGACUGCAGAAGAGGAUGCCAUAUUGUGCAAAGCUGUUCAACGUUUUAAAGGGAAGAAUUGGAAAAAGAUAGCUGAAUGCUUCCAAGAUCGAAGUGAUGUUCAGUGCUUACAUAGAUGGCAGAAGGUGUUAAACCCUGAGCUCGUCAAGGGACCUUGGACUAAAGAGGAAGAUGAUAUUAUAGUUGCAAUGGUAAACGAACAUGGGCCAAAAAAGUGGUCACAGAUUGCACAAUCAUUGCCAGGACGCAUCGGAAAGCAAUGCCGAGAAAGGUGGCAUAAUCAUCUUAACCCUGCCAUAAACAAGGAGGCAUGGACUCAAGAAGAGGAGAUAGCACUUAUUCACGCUCAUCAAAUUUAUGGAAACAAGUGGGCUGAGUUGUCAAAGUUUUUACCUGGAAGGACAGAUAAUGCAAUUAAAAAUCAUUGGCACAGCUCUGUAAAGAAAAAGUUGGACUACUAUCAGUCAUCCGGAUUACUUGCACAAUUCCAAGGCCUGCCUUCUGUUGAUAUCACUAGACACAUGGAUCCUUCAUCAGCAAUGAAUCGGCUUAAGAUUGAGGAGAGUAUCCUCAGGGACAAGCCAGAGUUUGAUGAUUCUUCAGAAUGUAGCCAGAAGUUAGCUCAGACAAUUUCUCCCCAGUCACAUUGUGAAUUGAAUGCUAAUUUGACGGUACGCGAAAAUUUUAAGCCAGAUGAGGAUUCUGUUAAAAUGGAGGCAACAAACACAGAGGAACAUCAUGAAUAUUAUGCAUCUCUGGGAGAUGCUGCAUAUGCCCCUGAAUUGCAUUGUUCUUGGGGUUUAAUUUCUGUAAUUGGUUCUGACCAAAUUUCAUUAGGCAAGGACGAAGUAUCUGAAAAUAUGGCUUGUCGGACAGUCUCUAACAGAACAAGUCAUCCUUCUGCAGAAAUCAGCCAGAAAUCACAAACGUUAAUGAAAAUGGCAGAACACGUUCCAAGUUAUGCUGAUGCAAAUUAUGGACACGAAUCUAAGUUGUUUCAAGAUGAGUUUAGAGAGAAGUACUCUACCUCUACAACCUCCAUGUUUGGUUCUGAGCAGCAAAAGCUUUCGGUGUCUGAGGCAGACCGCUCUACCAGUGUGGUGUUUGAGGGAAUGAAUUCAGAUUUUGCUUUUGGAGGUCCCAUCUUUUCUUCUGGUACUGUAAAUAUGAAUUGUUUCCAGGAAACUGUAAAUUGGCAAUCUGAAAUUCAAAGUUUCAGCUGUUGUGUGAAUCCUUCUUCCAGUUCACAAAUGUUGUUUCCAGCCAUUUCAUCAGAUGCUGCAGGAGUUCCAUAUCAUGAAAGUCUUAUGGUUGCAGUUUCUCCAUCUUUUAUUGGUCAAAAUGAAAGGAAGCUUCUGGGUAAAAGCAGCAAUGUUACUACAGCUGGUGCUCCAGAUUUAGAGGUUACUACAUGCUCACAUGAUGAGUUUGUAUCGUCCAGCUCUCCAUCAAUGGCAGCUGGUGAUAGCGAUAGGUCUAUGAUUUCUCUGCCAUCAUAUAUCAAUCAAGAAAAAGAAACUCGAAAGCAAACUUUUAUGGAGAUGCUCAGGUUUGAUCAUACAGGUACAAGUGAAAACCUUGCCCUCUCUGAAGAAAAUGGAAAUGAACAAGCUGAAUGUCAAAAAUCUGGUGGGCUAUUUUAUGAACCCCCUCGUGUUCCGACAUUUGAACUUCCAUUUUUCAGUUGCGAUGUCAUUUCUUCUAGUGAACAACAAGAAUUUAGUCCCCUUGGAAUACGGAAAAUCAUGAUGUCUUCAACACCGUAUAGUAUAUGGGAUUCACCCUCUCCUGAUGAUAGUCCUGAUGCUAUUCUGAAGAGUGCUGCUAAACAUUUCAUGUUUACACCUUCCAUUAUGAAGAAACGCCAGCGUGAACUAUUGUCACCAUUGCAGGAGAAGAGAACAGAUAAGAAAACCUGGAGAGACACAAAACCUGGAUUUAUGUAUACAUCCUGUUUAAGCGAGGAGUUAGGAGAAGAUAAUGCAGAUAGGAUUUCCUCGUGCUCUGCUGAGGAUUUUCUGGUGUCCCCUCCUGAACAGAAAAAGGAUUCAAGAGCUUCUGCAGAAAGUCAGGAUACUUCUGUACAAGAAGGAAGCUCUUCAUGGAGAGGAUCUAUUACCAACAGCCUUCAAGAAAAGAUGGAAGUCUCUGUGACUAAAAUCAAGCAGUGUGACCCGUUUGCAUUCAUUCAACAGCCUGCUGGGAUACUUACAGAACGAAAUAUCAAUGACCAGCUACUAUAUAUUUCUCCAGAAAAUAGACGUGGAAGUCUAGGUGAUGCUGGGAACUCUUCAGAAAACCUAAGUGCCAGGUUCUUGGGUAAUCUUUCAAAGAAGGACGGCGAAAAUGCUUAUUCUAGACCCCUGACUGAUAGUUGCACUCUCUUAUCUUCCGAUGCUCGUGAAAGUAAUCAGGUUUGCGGGUCAGUGUCCGUAACAUCAAUGCAAUGUGCCUCAUCCUCUCCUUCAUCCCAAGUUUCAGCUGGGAAGUUCAUCGGAGAACAUAAAAACCUUAACAUUCCUUGCAGUUUUGCUGACACCCCUAGCAUCAAAAGAGGUAUAGAAUCACCUUCAGCAUGGAAGUCACCUUGGUUCAUGAGCUCUCUUUUGCCAGGGCAUGGGAUUGGGAUAGAUCCUUUUCAUGAGGAGAUUCCAUAUUACAUGAGCCCGGGUGAUAGAACCUAUGAUGCAAUUGGGCUAAUGAGGCAGUUAAAUGAGCAAAGUGCAGCUGCAGUGGCUGAGGCUCGUGAGGUUCUGGCUAGCGGAAAGCCUGAUGCAGAUUUUGUAAAGAGAUGUGCAAGCAGUGAGAAGUUGUUAAAAGGACAUCAGUCUGGCAAAGGGACAGAUAUUUGUGAUUCUAUGUCGCCAAAUAAUGUGGCUUUGCAGGUGGAGGGUCGUAUUCUUGAUUUUAGUGAGUGUGCCUCACCCGGUAAAAAAAUAGAAAACAGUAAAGUAAGCAGUGUUGAGUUCUCAGAAAGCUUUUCAAGCCAAUCCUCCUAUCUCUUAAAGAGUUGCAGAUGACAUUUGUUGUUGCACCGAAGUAAAUAUGUACUCAUAUUGUUAAUAUAAGAAGUAGAUGUAUAUGCGCCCUAUAGAGAGCUCAGAGAUUGAUUAUUUCGUUUCAUUUUAUGGUAAUUCUAUUGUAUUUUAUCCAGCUCGUUCUAUCAGAGUAGUGCAGGAGUGGGCUUGCUGCAGAUUAUCGUGCAAAUACGUUAUUCA
Messenger RNA from Asparagus officinalis (garden asparagus), 3621 nucleotides. RefSeq names its product transcription factor MYB3R-1-like. The transcript is spliced from 12 exons. The coding region runs from base 253 to 3423 and encodes 1056 amino acids. The record is from RefSeq and is a predicted model, not a curated record. Gene Ontology annotation, molecular function: RNA polymerase II cis-regulatory region sequence-specific DNA binding; DNA-binding transcription factor activity, RNA polymerase II-specific. Gene Ontology annotation, cellular component: nucleus. NCBI's taxonomy places the organism in Eukaryota, Viridiplantae, Streptophyta, Magnoliopsida, Asparagales, Asparagaceae. Gene Ontology annotation, biological process: regulation of DNA-templated transcription.